This is a messenger RNA of Carassius gibelio (silver crucian carp), 3476 nucleotides long. RefSeq names its product potassium channel subfamily K member 13 (gene kcnk20). Lineage: Eukaryota; Metazoa; Chordata; Actinopteri; Cypriniformes; Cyprinidae. Gene Ontology annotation, molecular function: potassium ion leak channel activity. The transcript has a single exon. The record is from RefSeq and is a predicted model, not a curated record. Gene Ontology annotation, cellular component: membrane. Gene Ontology annotation, biological process: potassium ion transmembrane transport; stabilization of membrane potential.
GGGAUGGCAGCACUCGCUACCCUCAAUGGAAAAAUCGUCCUUAUCUUCUAUGGGCUGAUAGACUGUGCUGCCACCAUUCUGUUCUUCAACCUCUUUCUGCAACGCAUGAUAACGCUGAUUACAUUCCAAACACGUAGAUGUCAAAAGCAAAAGAGUAAAAGACACGUCCCCAAUUUGAACACACCACCAGAACAUGGAGAUCAGCAGGUGGACUGGAAACCUUCUGUUUACUAUGUAACCCUAAUUUUGGCAACAGUUGUGAUUCUGGUGAAAUGCGGAGCAUCAGGUCUGUACUCAGCUAUGGAGGAUUGGAACUACCUAGAGUCUAUGUACUUCUGCUUCGUGGCUUUCAGUACCAUGGGUUUCUGGGACAUGGCGAGCAGACAGAAGGCCCACUAUGAAGCACGUUUGAUCUAACAGAUAGCCAACUCUUUAAUGAUCAUCCUUGGAGUGAGCUGCACCUACUCUCUUUUCAGUGUCACUGCCAUCAUCAUGAAAAAGAUGCUGAACUGGAUUUUGGACAAGCUGUUCAGUCUGCAUUGCUGUCGGUCUCGUGGCUGCUGCUCCAUCACAAGUCUGAAAUUCAACGAACUGGCCAAUCAGCAGAUCCAGAACACAAGCAACCACUCCACGAGCAAGUGUAAGUGUGCCAGCACUGCAGUAGAAACCGUGUGCCAGUGCCUAGAACCCGCAAACAGUGGCCCAAUCUUUGAACACAAAAUCAGAGAUUCGUAGAGACUUUCGAAGGAUGAUUCAGAGAAAGAAGUUUUCGGUGCUGUCAGCAAGAACUGUCAUCUUAGUUAUCAUCAUAGUGUGCGAGAGGAUGUGAGAACAGUUGCGAUGUCAAAUCAUCAACAUUAGUGCAAAGCCAGAACUGUAAAAAGAAAUGCAGCGAAAACUUAUAAGUGGCUUAACUGUAAGCUACGGUAUGACAGUAUGUAAAAAUGUAUAUAAGAUUGCAUCUAAUUUUAUUUUGAAGUUAAAAGUGAAUAUUAAUUUGUAAUUUAGGAUGCAAAUCUAUGUUAAAGGGGGGGUGAAAUGCUAUUUCAUGCAUACUGAGUUUUUUACACUGUUAAAGAGUUGGAUUCCCAUGCUAAACAUGGACAAAGUUUCAAAAAUUAAAUUGUACGUUUGAAGGAGUAUUUCUGUUCCAAAAAUACUCCUUCCGGUUUGUCACAAAUUUCGGAAAGUUUUUUUCGAGUUUGGCUCUGUGUGACGUUAGAUGGAGCGGAAUUUCCUUAUAUGGGUCCUGAGGGCACUUCUGCCGGAAGAGUGCGCGCUCCCGUAUAGCAGAGCACUGAGAGCACAACAGACUUCACUGAUCAGAGCGAGAGCGUCGCGAAAAGUCACAAAAGGAGUGUGUUUUUGGUUGCCAGGGCAAGACAACCCUGCACAGAUUACCAAAAGAGAAACAGCAUUAAGGGACCAGUGGAUGGAGUUUAUUUUUACAGAGCAUCAACUGAGUUGUGCAAGUGUUUGUGUUUGUUCCCCUGCAUUUCGAAGAUGCUUGUUUUACAAACAAGGCCCAGUUUGACGCCGGGUUUGCACAUCAUUUAUUUCUUAAGGAUAAUGCAGUCCCAACGAAAAAGGGUCACGAUCGUGUGUUGGAACCGCAGGCUGUGAGUAAAACUGCUUCAAAUAUCUCUGUGUUGUUAACUUAGCUAUCAGCGCGUAAGCACAUCAAGUAAACAAAAUGCGAUGUUGUCAUCAAACUGCACUUUCCACAUGUACAGCUUAAAAAAAAAAGAAAAAGAUGACAUAAAGUGGAAAUUUGUCAUUUUCCAAAACCGCUAAGCAAAUAUAUACAGUUUUAGUACAUACCACAUAGAGAUGUCGUUUGCUGAUGCUGCUCUUGUUAAAUUUCAGCCUCUGGAUCUGUGUCACAGCUUCCAGACGCUCUCAACGCAAAAGCCUACUGGUGCUCGUGAUUCUUUAGCUCCGCCCACACGUCACGCCUCCAGCCGGUCGUGUUUUUCCGUGAAAAAUCAGUACAGACUAUCUUUCUCAUAUGAAUAUAAUAAAACUAAAGACUUUUUGGAGUUAUGAAGGAUGCAGUACUACUCUAUAGGUACUCAAGAUUAACAGGAGAUUGAGUGAAAAUGAGCAUUUCACCCCCCCUUUAAAGACUUUUAUAUAUGUACUUUUAUAUAUGUACUUUUAAAGUGAAGUGAACAUUAUUUUACCAAAUUAAAUCUCCCAACUUGUGAAGGGAAAUGUCACGCGAUUAGUUUUGUAAAACAGUAAUACUUUUCUUGUUUGUUUCACCAUAAUAUCCCCACAAUGCAAUGAAAUUGUAAAGCUAUUGAUUUAAAAAAGUAAUAAUAAUAAUAAAAAACAUAAGAAGAGGAUAGGGGUGCAUAUAUGUAAUCAUUGAUGAUAAAAAUGUCCCCACGAUCUGCUUUUGAAGAAAUAUUGUAAUAUUGUGCUACAGCGCACAUUCUAUCAGCUGCAGUUCUGGAGCCUCCGUCAUAUACUGUAAAACACCACAUGCACUUCACAGAAGUGUUAACUCAGCAGAAGAGUUACUGCCUCAUUAUAUGCAUGUGCUUUUAAAUGUUUCAUUAGCACUCUGGUCAGUAAACAGUUGAGAUAAAAACAUAUAUGUGCCUGUAUAUUAGAUGUGUGCAGGUCUUAAAGGGACAGUAUGCCUAUUAAACAUGCAGCCUACUGUAAUUACAGGGAUAGAUCACCUUAAAAUGUCAUUUCUGUCAGUAUUUACACACUGUAACAUUGUCCCAAACCUGUAUUAAUUUCUUUCUUGUGCUGAAUACAAAAGAAGAUAUUUUGCAGAAUGUGGGUAACCAAACAGUUGCUGAUCCACACUGAAUUUGAAAGUAGCAAAAAAUACUCUGGAAGUCACUGUGGACCAGAAAGUUUUUGGUUUUGCACGUUUCUUUUCUUUCUUGUUACCUUGAAAUGCAUUGUCUUUAUAAUAUGGACAUUAGUUUGGCUGUAAUGCUCAGACAACUUGCAAAAUAGUCAAACCAACAUGACAAAGAAUUGUGAUAAAAUCAUAAAACGCUAAGUUAUGGUGUCUCUUUACAAUAAGGUAUCAUUUGCGAGUAAAUGUUGAAAUUAACAUUAAAUAACAAUGAGCAAUACAUUUGUUACAAUAUGCAUCAAUCUGUGAUACUGUUAAAAAAAACAACUGUUAAUUUGUUCGCUCAUGUUAGCUCUGAUCCAUUAAAUAAUGUCAACAGGCACAACUUUUAUUCUUAAUAAUGUAUUAGUAAAUGUUGAAAUGAACUAGGUUAAUAUAUUAACUACAGUUAAUUAAGGUUAAUGUUAAGUAUUUGCCAUGUUAGGUCAUGUUGGGUAGGUAACUAAUGUUAACAAGUGAAACCCUAUUGUAAAUUUGUUAUUUUUGUUUAUACUUGUUACAUUUUAGUCACCAAGAAUGAAUAGCCUAAAUGCAAGGGUAAUUUCGCUAAAUAUUAUGUUUUAUAUAUAUACUUUCUGUAUAACUCUCUCUCUCU